GGGGGUGCCUUUCUCAUACACAUCCUUUUUUGCACUGACUUCGUCCACACUCGUAGCGAGAGAAGAAACACGGAGAGACUGAAAUUAAGAAAAAUUAAAGUAACAUGUGCUGUACAGGGAAAUGUGCCCGCCUGGUGGGCUUGAUCCUGCUGCCGUCUGCGUUCGUCUGCAUGAUCUCCAACCUGCUGCUGUUCUUCCCUGAUGGGGAGCAGCUGGGUAAUGGUCAGAUCUCCUUUCAAGUGUGGCUCAUGGGGGGCCUCAUCGGGGGAGGCCUCUUUAUGCUAUGUCCAAGCUGUUCGGCAAUCAGGGCCGGGGGCAAGGGUUGCUGUGGAGCAGGUUGCUGUGGAAACAGAUGCCGGAUGCUGAACUCUGUGUUCUGCUCUGCUUUCGGCGUGGUUGGCGCGAUCUACUGCAUCAGUGUGUCCUCAGCCGGUCUGGCCAUUGGACCCCAGUGUAAGGUGGCGGAUGGCGAAUGGGAAUACCCUUUUGAGCACUAUGGCACUGGUAAUGGCAGCUACCUCGUUAACCAGACUCUGUGGACAAUAUGCACAUUUCCAAAGAACGCAGUGAUGUGGCAUGUCGUUCUGUUCUCCAUUCUGCUCUCAAUGGGGGUGCUGCAGCUGGUGCUCUGUGGCAUCCAGGUCAUCAAUGGCUGCAUGGGAUGCAUCUGUGGGGACUGUCGGGACAGCAAAGAUGAUGACAGUGGAUUGUGAAAGUGAUGAUCGCCUUCAAAAGGACCAGGAAGCUUCUCUGCGUUUCAUUUGCUUCAAAAUUGUUUAAAAUCAGGGCUAUGACUUUGUGAAACUAAAUCUUGAUGCUUUUUUGACUCCAAGUUCAUUAAUUAGAUUUUUUUUAAAUAAAAUGUUUUACCUUA
Molecule: messenger RNA, 874 nt
Organism: Cheilinus undulatus (humphead wrasse)
Lineage: Eukaryota; Metazoa; Chordata; Actinopteri; Labriformes; Labridae
Gene: tm4sf5
Product: transmembrane 4 L six family member 5
Exons: 5
Coding region: 105-713 (202 amino acids)
Cellular component (GO): membrane
Source: RefSeq, a predicted model, not a curated record